CCCAGUUUCAGUUCUUUGCAAUAUUGUAGAAAAGUUCAUUCUACUUUAGUUUGAUCGUGCACCGACAAGCGGAACAGAAACGGGCACGACAAAAUGCAAGAUGGACUCAUAUCCCGCGCGGGGGCCUCGAUCUGCAACGAUCCGUUCGCCGACAAAGGUACGGCAAAGUACAGCACCAUGAAUGGAACGGGGACGUCGACGACGACCAUGGCAACACCAUCGGCCAAGCAAUACUCACCGACCAAAUCCUGCCAGCACCAUCAACCCCGACAACCGCCCUCACCCACACAUCAUACCGCGGGCGCCGAAUUUAAACUUUGCGGUUAUGAUUGUGGCCCAAUGAUGGCGGGCCAAACGACCGACGAUGGUAGCCCGCAUUCCCCUGGCGGUCCGAAGGCGGACAUGUUCGGUGUGCUGGAGUUUUGGAUCAAGCUGAGGCACGAUCUAAGGACGCUACCGUGGGAACAGUUGAAGUCGGUUAAGCUGAAGAACCCUCGUGCCGCACCCGGCUGUGCCUACAUUCCGACCCAGGUGGAACAUAUCGCCAACGUAUUAACGCACGGGUUUUGGAUACUACCGGCGAUAUACGGUGGGUCCAAUCUCUACUGGCGCAGCUACACACCGGCCCAAACCCUCGCCGCCAUCAUCUACGGAGUCGCCCUGACGAUGCUGUUCUUCGUUUCGACGUGCUUCCACUGCGUUUGCUACUGCAGUCGCAAUCGACCACUGAAGGAUGCCCUGCACCGGUGCGACCGUGCCAUGAUCUACAUAUUUAUCGCCGGUUCGUACUAUCCGUGGCUCAGUCUCGGCCACACGACCCACCCGCAGAUUGUGUCCGUCGUCAAGUGGUGCGUUUGGGUGAUGGCUGUGCUCGGUAUAAUCUAUCAGCAGAUGUACCACGAACGGUACAAGUGCCUGGAGACGUUCUUCUACGUUGUGAUCGGUCUCGGGCCGUCGGUUGUGAUCGUUCUCUGGGGCCACGAGUUCACCGGCAUGUCAGAGCUCAAGUUCGGUGGCCUCCUUUACAUCGUCGGUAUAGUGUUCUUCAAGGCGGACGGACUCUUUCCGUUUGCGCACGCUAUUUGGCAUCUUUUUGUUGUGUUUGCCGCGUGCGUACACUACUUCGCCAUCCUGACACACUUGUUCCCUGUGCCGACGUCUGCUGGCGUCGCCGGGGCUUCAAUUUAAGGCCCUGGUGAAAUCCGACACUGCUAGCUAGAAUUCGCUCUUUCAUUCGAUGAAUGGCGUAGCGCGUGUAUAUUUCCGUUGUUGCUGGUCAAAAACGAAGGGAAGCUAUAAGAAUUCAUAUUGUCCGAUAAUGGUACUAGAGCGAAGAUUUAGCGAAGAGUUGAUUCCUAUCCGUUUUGUAAAUCCUUGUGUUCAUCCGUGUUUAGAUUACGUUUUGUUGGACUUUUUUUACGACAUUAUCUGUUUAUGUAAGUGAUAAAGUAAAGCAACACGAAGGGAUGGAUCCAGUGAAAGGAAACAUUUAGUUAAAGCUAGUUGGAAACAUCCAACAUCCAUCCAUACUACUAUACAUACUUUAUUACUAUUUACUUUGCUUUGCUUUACUACAUAUACUUUAUACUAUUAUGUUCAAAGCUUUGCUCAACUUCUAUACUCAGUUUGUGUGGUUGUCCAUAUGUAAUCGCAUAUGUGAUACACCUAAAGGUACAACGUUCUUAUCAUUAGCCCUGCAAUAUACUCUUAUCCAUCCCUCGUAUACUUGGACGGUUGUGUUCAGUUUCGGUUCCUCUUUGUGGAAUUCACACUCGCAUUGAUAUCAAAAUAUCCCUGACUUUUACUCCAGGCCUUUUUUCUAAAUGCUUUUUCUAAACAAUAUAAUCUCAAUGAAAGGGUAACCGUGGACGAACGCAAAUUUAUUUACUGCUCUUCUUGUGAUACGUUAAACGUUUAAGAAAUAUAAAAAUAUUAGUAUUGUUUCAUUAUCAUUAGUGACAGGUUAGUUCAACGGGAUACAACACAUUUCAUUGGUUUUUAGUUCGUUUUCCCUGCACUUCCCAUAAUGAUUCAGUAAUGGACUUAGGUAAGAAAGCAACAAUAUAUCGAAGAUGGAAUUUACUCCUGUUUGAACUCCUGUUUCUAUACCUUAGGGCUCAUUGCCGUUCGAGGUGACAGGGUUACUUUGUCGAAUGCGUUACACAUGUUAACAAGCUAUAUGGAAUAACGAAAAACGGUUAUAUUGUAACGGAAACCACCUUAGAGUUGUAAGACAAUGCGAGGCCCCAACGGUCUGGCGGUUGGAGUUAUUCAUCGUAACAAAGUGAAUGUCAAAACGAAGUUAGAGAAAUAUUUAACAAAAUCGAAUCGAUUCGAGUUGUUUGAUUCCUGUGUACACUAUUUGAGGCUAUUUUAACUAAAUGGACUGCAGCGAAGAUGUCGGCAAGAUUGAUCUUUGAUUCAGCAGGGGACAUUAUUGUGUCUGUUAAAGGGCGGUUGUAAACCGGUUGGGUUCACAUCCAGUGAAGAAAGUGACAAGUCUGAGUACCGAUAAUUGUAUGCAUAUAACAUUGAAUUUCAUAUGCUCGAAUGCUGUGUAAAGGAACAGGGAAGAAGAUAUAUGCAAAAACAAUUGAGCCAAAACAUAAGUAGCGGUAGUGUACCGAAUUACAUAAAAAAAAUGAUAAAAUAUCAACUUUGAAAUGACAAAGUAAAAAAAAAGUCCCAAAGUUAUAAACCCACCUAGUAAACCAAAAC
Anopheles coustani is the source of this 2718-nucleotide messenger RNA. Its product is annotated as monocyte to macrophage differentiation factor. Gene Ontology annotation, molecular function: pore-forming activity. Bases 94 to 1188 code for a protein of 364 amino acids. The record is from RefSeq and is a predicted model, not a curated record. The transcript is spliced from 4 exons. Gene Ontology annotation, cellular component: membrane. NCBI's taxonomy places the organism in Eukaryota, Metazoa, Arthropoda, Insecta, Diptera, Culicidae.